GGAAGAGUAAAGCAGCUGUGUCAGUGAGAUUAUUCUCGGGCUUCGUCCGCCUCGCGCACGCCAUUAAUUCUCCUUUUCCUUUCCCCCCUCAGCCCAAAGCGCCAACCCUAACCCUAACCUAAUCCACCCACCUCCCUCAGUCGCUCGUGCGGCCGACAUCUACCCACUUGGAUCCACCGCUGCUCUGCCGAACGCCGUAGGAAACAGCUUCCGACUGGCGAUUCGGUGCUAUGGAAGAAGAAAGGCGCGAGCUUUGAAAGGGAGUUGCCUCGAAGCUGCCAGAUCUCUGCAAUGGCCUCCGCCUUCUUCUUCGUCGCCCACCUCCUCUUUGUUGUGUUCUUGUCGGGACGGAGUUGUCAGGCGCUGGAUAGGGCCACGGAUUUCUGCUUCUCUUUCGACGGGUUUGAGAAAAAUCGGAGCUUCGAGUCGGAGUUCGAGCUGUUCGGCGACGCCGAGGUGAGUGGCUCGUCGGCGGUGAGGAUCACGCGGCCGGCGAACUCGAGCUUGGGGCGGAUCGCGUACCGAAAGUCCAUCAGGUUCUUGGGGACGACGCCUGGGUUCUCCUCCUACUUGUCGUUCUCCAUCCCUCCGGGCGACGGUCAGGUUCUCGCUUUCUUCCUGAUACCGAGCAGCGUUCCUCUGGAGUCGGAUCGGCUUGGGCUCUCGAGGAGUCUCGUGUCAGUGAAGUUUGGGAGGUCAAACCGCGAGAAAUACAGCGAUGGAAGCGGAACCCUUAUCGAAAUCGAUGUCGGUGGCCAAGCUUUGAAGAAAAGCAGCAAUCUUUCUGGCGUGGAAGAUAAGCUGCAGUCAUGGAUCGACUACGAUGGGAAAUCGAAGAGGAUCGAAGUGAGGCUGAGCCACUCGAGGGAUUCAUCGAGGCCGAUGAACUCUUCGAUCUCUUGCUCGGUCGAUCUGUCGAACGCCUUGUGGCGGGAGGCAGUGACGGUGGGCAUGAGUUGUUGGAAUGCAAACUCAACGAAGACCAGCACUCUGUACCGGUGGAAUUUUACAUCGAAGCACGGAUCGCCAUAUCUGAUGCACUCCGAGCCUCUGAAUCCCAAUUCAUUCCUGGUGCGACCCACCGAGAGCCCUCCUCCGCUUCUUCAUCCACGAAGGGCGGCGUACCCUUGGGGAGUCUUCAUGGCGAUGCUGUUUGCUGCUGCUUGUGGCGCGAUGGUAGCGUUCUUCGUGGUGUUCAUGUGGCUUGCGCUGGUCUCUCGGCGCCCGGUGGCGCCCGUGGAAUACCCUGCUGCGCUCCCGGUGGGCGUCGCAUGUGGGAAGACGGUAUCGGCUGGAAGUGAGCGUGUGGGGGACGGUAAGAAGUAGAAGAAGUGUCUUCUUCUGCCUGCAUUGUAUAUUUUGUGUGUUUGUUCCGAUCUGUGUUCUUGUGCUCCUCUUGUACUUGAUGGAAACUGUAGCCUUUGCGGCAAACCUCCCCGGAUGCUAUGAUUUCCAUCGAGAAAUGGAACUGUUGCAUUUGCUCUC
This is a messenger RNA of Musa acuminata AAA Group (dessert banana), 1485 nucleotides long. RefSeq names its product L-type lectin-domain containing receptor kinase IV.4. Lineage: Eukaryota; Viridiplantae; Streptophyta; Magnoliopsida; Zingiberales; Musaceae. Gene Ontology annotation, molecular function: carbohydrate binding. Bases 292 to 1326 code for a protein of 344 amino acids. The transcript has a single exon. The record is from RefSeq and is a predicted model, not a curated record.